CCGGCCGUGGCGCAGCCACCUCCUCCCUGCGCGCCCGCCUCGCGUCGGCGUGGGCGACGGAGGAAGCUGGACACAGUGUUUAAUGACAGAUCCAUGCUUGAAGAAUAAAAAUGGCUGGCUUCCUGGAUAAUUUUCGUUGGCCAGAAUGUGAAUGUAUUGACUGGAGUGAGAGAAGAAAUGCUGUGGCAUCUGUGGUAGCAGGUAUACUGUUUUUUACAGGCUGGUGGAUAAUGAUUGAUGCGGCCGUGGUGUAUCCUAAGCCAGAACAGUUAAACCAUGCCUUUCACACAUGUGGUGUGUUUUCCACAUUGGCUUUCUUCAUGAUAAAUGCUGUAUCCAAUGCUCAGGUGAGAGGUGACAGCUAUGAAAGCGGCUGUUUAGGAAGAACAGGUGCUCGAGUUUGGCUUUUCAUUGGUUUCAUGUUGAUGUUUGGGUCACUUAUUGCUUCCAUGUGGAUUCUUUUUGGUGCAUAUGUUACGCAAACACUCUGAUCUACAAAUUUGGAAGAACUGAAGAGCUAUGGACCUGAGAUUGCUGCUUAUGUCACAUUUUUGUUUUGUUAUAUUCUAUUUGUAGACAUGUUUUUAUCUCUUAAUACACAUUGCCAAGUGGAAUAGAUUGUGCAUUCAACAUUUUGUUUCUUUACAUUUUUAUGCUCUGAGAUUUGAGAUUUCUGUCCUUUAUAUUUCAUUGACUAGACUGUUAAUAUGUAUAUAAUAUAAGACUAUUUAGAUUGGAUGAUGAGUAUCAGUUUUUUUAUUCCUGAGAUUUAGAACUUGAUCUGUUCCCUGAGCCAGGGUUGUAUCAUCAUGACAUUUUAGAGCUAACUACUCUUUCAGUAUCUCUGAUUUCUGAAAAUGUGCAAAAAAAUAUAGCUCCGUAUAUCUGGAAUAAGCACUGAGCCAUAAAAAAAAGUAUGUCAGCAAGUUGUAAUUUAUUUUGUCCUAAAAAUAAGUUUUUUCUUUUAAAGGAAAAGUGUUUUGUUCUUAUGUCUUAAAGAAGCGGACUUUUUUUUUUUUU
Messenger RNA from Carlito syrichta (Philippine tarsier), 1020 nucleotides. RefSeq names its product transmembrane protein 50B (gene TMEM50B). The record is from RefSeq and is a predicted model, not a curated record. Bases 111 to 491 code for a protein of 126 amino acids. The transcript has 6 exons. Gene Ontology annotation, biological process: late endosome to vacuole transport via multivesicular body sorting pathway; protein targeting to vacuole. Lineage: Eukaryota; Metazoa; Chordata; Mammalia; Primates; Tarsiidae.